Erigeron canadensis is the source of this 666-nucleotide messenger RNA. Its product is annotated as MYB-like transcription factor EOBI. Lineage: Eukaryota; Viridiplantae; Streptophyta; Magnoliopsida; Asterales; Asteraceae. Gene Ontology annotation, molecular function: DNA-binding transcription factor activity; sequence-specific DNA binding. Bases 4 to 666 code for a protein of 220 amino acids. The record is from RefSeq and is a predicted model, not a curated record. Gene Ontology annotation, biological process: regulation of DNA-templated transcription. The transcript is spliced from 3 exons. Gene Ontology annotation, cellular component: nucleus.
AGAAUGGCGGAGGAAGGGUGGAGGAAGGGACCUUGGACACCCGCAGAGGAUAAGUUGCUUAUGGAGUAUGUUGCAUUGCACGGUGAGGGACGAUGGAGCUCCGUGGCUAGUUCCACAGGAUUGAAGAGGAAUGGGAAGAGUUGUAGGUUAAGGUGGGUGAACUACCUAAGACCGGGGCUUAAGAAAGACCAAUUAUCGCCUCAAGAGGAAGGCAUCAUUAUCGAACUUCAUGCUUUAUGGGGAAACAAAUGGUCCACUAUAGCUAGAUACUUACCAGGAAGAACCGAUAAUGAGAUAAAGAAUUACUGGAGAACCCAUUUCAAGAAGCAAAAGCCAAUCAUCCAAAAUGAGAAAAAGCGCAAAUAUAGCUACAUGAACCAAGAGUAUCCACAUGUUAACGAAAGAAUGAAUAAUUCCACAUCCUCCGAAUCAGAAGAGAAUGAUACAAUAAUGAUGACUGAACCACCGCUAACCUCGCUACAAGAAACCACUAAAUCUAAUUACGCAUGCCCAUGGGCCACCGGCGAGGUCCAACAACAAAACCCAUGUAUGAUGGCGCAAGAUGUUGCACGGUGGUUGGACACUGUCACGGAAGACGGUUUAUGGAGUGACUUUCUUUGGAAUCUAGGCCUGGAUCAUUCAAUCCAAGCUGUGGUGGAACAAUAA